AUGACCUGCGUGGAUCCUGUAUUGUAUGUGCUUAUCGGCCUUUCCCUGAUGGAAGCUGGAUGUCUCUCAGAGGAGUCCUUUAGACCUGCAGGAGCUGCGGCCCCCGGUGACAUCAUCAUUGGAGGGAUCUUCCCCAUCCACGAGGCCGUGGAAAAAGACCAAUACUUUCUCUCACCCCAAUUACAACAGUGUGUCAGGUUCGACACAGAAGGACUCGCAAAUGUCUUGGCUCUGAUCAAUGCAGUAGAGACGGUGAACAACUCCCCCGAUCUCCGUCGUGUCGGUGUCACUUUGGGAUAUCGGAUACACAACUCGUGCUCUGACGUCAGCACCGCUCUGAGGGCCACAGCGGACCUCAGCCGGCAGACACACGACGGCGGGCGGACUAACACCUCCGCCUGUGACCGGCCCGUCAUGGCUGUCGUCGGGGCGUCUGAAUCUGAGAUUUCCAUUGCUGUCGCCAGGCAACUGACCCUCAAAUUGAUUCCUCAAAUUAGUUACUCAUCAACAGCCGUUGUUCUGAGUGACAAAACCCGCUUUCCUUUCUUCCUGAGGACCAUCCCCAAUGACAAGUAUCAGACGGCCGCCAUCGUGAAGCUACUGAGUGACAGCGGCUGGAAGUGGGUGGGGAUGCUCACCACAAAUGGAGACUAUGGCCUCUCAGCCCUGGAGAGCUUUGUGUCCCAGGCCUCAGAGAAGGGCAUCUGUGUGGCCUUCAAAAAGUACUUCCCAGGAGCUGUCACAAGUCUGGACGUUCAGUCUGCCAUAAGGGAGGCUGCCGAAACCAUCCACAAGAACCCCAAGGUGAAGGUUAUUGUGUCAUUCGUCAAGCCAGCUCAUAUGAAGUAUCUGUAUCGGGAGCUGUGGGAUCUGGUGCUGACAGCAGGAAUGGGGCUGGAGUCUAUGGAGAGGAUAUGGGUGGCCAGUGACAGCUGGUCCUCCUCCUUCAACGCCAUACCUAAACACAUGAAACUGGAGGACAUUGGGCACGUUGUAGGCUUUACCUUCAAACAAGGGGACCUGUCAUCCUUCAGUCAUUAUUUGAGCAGGCUGGAGGCUGCUGGACACAACGGUAGAGAAAAUAACGCCUUCCUGGAUGAGUUUUACACACAGCUGAAUGCCAGUGGAGACACCAGAAACAGAGGCUUGGUGUCUAAAGCGAUGGAGAGGCUCAAAGAGGUCAGCCGAGCGGACACAAUCUUGAGUGUUGAGAUGGCUGUGAGCGCCAUUGCCCAAGCUGUGGCUUUUAUCUGCCAUGACAGAGACUGCAAAAGACCAGGAGCAUUGCAACCUUGGGAGCUCCUGAGAGCCCUGAGGAUGUGUUCAUUUAAGAAUGGAGAUAGGAGGUAUAGGUUUAACAGCCUCGGAGACGUCAACCUCGGCUACGAUGUCACACUGUGGAGGUCAGGGAGGGACACCAUCCGUGUAAAAGAAGUAGUGGCUGAGUACCACGUACCCAAUAACAGCUUCACCUACACCAGCCCCAUCGCCAAAGAACAACUUAUGCACCUGAGGAGCACUGUCUCAAAAUGUGCAAACAACUGUGUGCCUGGAGAGUACAAGAAAACAGCUGAAGGCCAACCCACCUGCUGCUACAGGUGCAUCAAUUGUACAGUUAACUACUACUCUAAUGACACAGAUAUGGACCUGUGUCUGAGCUGUGACCUGAAGACAGAGUGGUCUCCUGAGGGGAGUUCCCGCUGCAUUGGGAAAACCCUGCAGUUCUUCUCCUGGCGGGAUGGCUUUGCUGUGGUGCUGCUGACACUAGUCGCCCUGGGCAUCUUGCUGGUGCUUCUGUUGGGGGGCCUGUUUCUGCAUCAACGCCACACUCCCAUAGUCAGGGCCGCUGGGGGGCCGCUGUGCCAGGUCAUCCUCCUCUCCCUGGUGGGCAGCUUCAUCAGUGCCCUACUCUUUGUAGGUCAGCCCAGUGACCUCCAGUGUAAGUCCCGACAAGUGCUCUAUGGUCUUAGCUUUACCCUGUGUGUUUCCUGCAUCCUGGUGAAGUCUCUCAAGAUCCUCUUGGCCUUUCAGUUCAACCCUGCGAUGCAGGAGUUCCUGAAGAGGCUCUACCAGCCCUAUCUCAUCAUCGGUGGCUGUCUGGCCUUCCAGUUUUUGACUUGCAUCAGUUGGGUGGUCCUCAAAAGCCCAUUUUAUAACAUCAUUAUGUAUCCAACCACUAUGCUGGCAGAGUGUCACGAGGGAUCAUAUCUAGCCUUUGGGUUAAUGUUGGCCUACAUUGCAGUGCUAGCUUUUGUGUGUUUCAUCUGUGCAUUCAAAGGUCGCAAACUGCCCCAAAAGUACAAUGAUGCAAAGUUCAUCACCUUCAGCAUGCUCCUCUACCUCAUCUCCUGGUUCAUGUUUGUUCCCGUUUAUGUCACCACUUCGGGAGUGUACGUCCCUGCUGUUGAGAUGGUGGUCAUUCUCAUCUCCAACUAUGGCAUCCUCAGCUGUCAUUUCUUCCCAAAGUGCUACAUUAUCCUGUUUAGAAAGGAGCAAAACACCAGAAGCGCUUUUAUAAGGAAUGUGUAUGAGUAUUCCAACAAAUGUACAGAGUCAAUUCCCGUCUCUAAGACCUCUCCCUCAAAGCAGAAACACAUCAGCCAGCCUUACAUUAUCAAGCUAAGUGCCAUCCUCAAAUCCCCUACCAUCAAGUUUGGUGACACUGAAGCCUUUGACUUCUUCACCUUGUCCACCCAGUCUCUGGAGGGAAUGCCCGGGACACCUGAAGGGCCAAACGGAUAUGAGUUGAGAUAUGGAUCCCACAUCGACCGGCUCCUAAGCAAGAUGCCUCCAUCAUUCUGGGACAGAUUUAUCGAAUACUGUCUGAGCCACGGCAUUCUCCAGACCGGGUCAGACAUGACAUACACCCUGCCUGACCUGGCAGCCCAGCUCCGGAUGAAGUCACAAGCUAGGCGCCUCUCAAGUCAAGGUGCAGCACUCUACCAGUGUGAUGUACCCAAGCCAGUCAAGAAGGAUCAACGUGUCACUCAUUACAAGAAGAAGACCACGACCAUCCUUCUCAAUGCUAGGGAAUUCCCUAGUAUUCCAGAGACUGCUCGCUCCAAGACCGCCUUCAAGUCCAAGCUGUAUUGUCCCUUUUGUGACAACAAGGAGCACUUCUUGAAUGCCUGA
Lampris incognitus (smalleye Pacific opah) is the source of this 3132-nucleotide messenger RNA. RefSeq names its product G protein-coupled receptor, class C, group 6, member A (gene gprc6a). Gene Ontology annotation, molecular function: G protein-coupled receptor activity. The transcript has 7 exons. Gene Ontology annotation, biological process: G protein-coupled receptor signaling pathway. Lineage: Eukaryota; Metazoa; Chordata; Actinopteri; Lampriformes; Lampridae. Gene Ontology annotation, cellular component: membrane. The record is from RefSeq and is a predicted model, not a curated record. The coding region runs from base 1 to 3132 and encodes 1043 amino acids.